GACUGUCUUGCUGCUGAAGCGUGGCUUGCAAAAGAGCGAGCUAGCCAGGCUGAUUUACCAGCCAGCUUGUAUCCGUCACAGACUCCUGUCUGGCAGCGAGAACCACUUGAGGAGAUGAAGAUUCAUCCGACUGUUUCUUUGCAACAGCAGCUUGCUGCAAGCUAUUCCUCUAUACGGACAGAGGUCUCACCUAUCCCAGAAGUUAUUUAUUCCAGACAUUCGUCAUCUCUUUUACCAGACCAAACUGAAAUAGUUUCCUUGUCUUCCCCUUCUGUGUCAAAGACGGCUGUACCAUAUUCAUCCGAAUUUAAAUCAGCUAGUCCAAUCGGAUUGAUUACUAAUGAGGCUGAAGAAGAUACAAAACAUGAGAAUUUUAACGAUGAUAAUGAUGCGGAUACUCUAAAUUUUGGGGCACCAUUAGAACAUCCGGUUGUCGAAUCACUGUUACUGGGUAAUCCUGUAGGAUCGCUUCACAGUCCAGUCAUAUCUUGUUCUUCACUGCAGGAGAAAGCCACUACAUCUCCUGAAGAUACUCCAUCGAGUGAUAGUAAAGAUGACGAAGAAGAACUUGUUGAAACCUGGCGUGAUGUAUUUGGCUGA
Protopolystoma xenopodis is the source of this 600-nucleotide messenger RNA. The record is from the annotation of a GenBank genome assembly. NCBI's taxonomy places the organism in Eukaryota, Metazoa, Platyhelminthes, Monogenea, Polystomatidea, Polystomatidae.